Molecule: messenger RNA, 5992 nt
Organism: Sardina pilchardus (European sardine)
Lineage: Eukaryota; Metazoa; Chordata; Actinopteri; Clupeiformes; Clupeidae
Gene: slc4a11
Product: solute carrier family 4 member 11
Biological process (GO): monoatomic ion homeostasis; monoatomic anion transport; transmembrane transport
Cellular component (GO): basolateral plasma membrane; plasma membrane
Molecular function (GO): solute:inorganic anion antiporter activity
Source: RefSeq, a predicted model, not a curated record
CUCUCCUCAUUGCAAGCUUUGGCGCGUACAGUAACCCGUGGUAACGGUGAUUUUUUUGGAGUUGACCUGAACUUCACGUUAGCUUUUACUUUAGAUUGACUGGAAAAGUAAAUGACCUGUACCUUUGAGUGAGGGCGUCUCUGACGUCUAAAAUCCAGAACAAUAAUGAAGACGGACAAAGAUGCCGGUGACAUGCGAGGUGUGACAGUGAACCGGUUCGCGGAAGAUUCAGAUGUCCACGGAUGUGUACUGCUGAACACCUCCAGGAGAUAUGUGAAGCUGAUGAACUUUGAGGAGGAGGUGCGCGCUCACCGCGACCUGGACGGCUUCCUGGAGCGGGCGAGCAUCCUGCUGCACGAGGACGAGGCCUCGCUGGACGACGUGCUCAAGACCAUGCUGCGCCACGUCUCGCAGGACCCCCACACCGCCGAGCCCGCCUGCAACUUCGAGGAGAUCAUGAGCUCGCUCUUCACCGACGCCGGCUCGCAGGAGGUCAAUGUGCACCUGUUAUCGGAGACCCUCCAGUGCGUCACGGCAACGGCCACGGGAGUACAGUACCAGCAGUCCUGGCUCUGCAUACUCUGUAACGUGAAGACCCUGCAGCGAAGGCAUGUGUGUAUUUCUCGGCUGGAGCGGCCGCAGAACUGGGGGGAGAACUGCGCAGAGGUCCGCUACGUCAUCCUCAUCCUGUCACCGCUCAAAAUGAAAAGCACUAAGACGGCUAUGGAGCUGGGCCGCACGUUUGCCACCAUGUUCUCAGACAUCUCGUUCCGCCAGAAGCUCCUGGAGACCAAGACGCAGCAGGAGUUCAAGGAGGCCCUGGUCAUCCAGAGAUACCUGCUGACCUCCGCCAAGCACAAGCCGGUCACCACAGAGGAAGAGGGCACUGACCCACACAGCCACAAGCCACUGAAGUGUAGAGAUUUUUUCCGGUUGGGGAGAGGGAUCUAUGAGGAUUUGUGUCGACGUCUACCUCUCUACGCAUCUGACUUCACAGAUGGUAUUGUUGGCAGUAACAAAGCUCUUGGGAAGUACAUGACCACAGCCAUCUUCCUCUACAUCGCGGUGCUGCUUCCAGCCAUCGCUUUUGGCUCACUUAAUGAUGAGACCACACGCGGCGAGAUAGAUGUGCAGAAGUCGAUCAUUGGGCAGAGUAUUGGUGGGAUCAUCUACUCCUUGUGUGCCGGUUCCCCACUGGUGGUGCCUCUCACAACAGCUCCCAUUGCUAUAUUCAUAGGAGUGAUCCGGGGUAUCUGUGAUGACUAUGACCUGGACUUUGCUGCGUUCUACGCCUGCAUCGGGCUCUGGAACUCAUUCUUCCUCAUCCUAGGAGGAGUCUUCAACCUCAGCCUCCUGGUGAAACUCUUCAAGAGGUCAAUAGAGGAGGUGAUCGCUCUCUUCAUCUCUAUUGCUUUCGUGGUGGAUGCAGUCAAAGGCACAGUAAAAAUCUUCCUUAAGUAUUACCACCCGCCCACGCUGGCCAAUGGCACCUUUGCGGAGCUGCAGCGCGUGAACGGGGGCAUACUGGACGGCGGGGUCAACGUCACGGCGGCGGGGGUCGUGACCCUCCCAGAAUCCUUCAUUCUGUGCACACGGGCGCGGCCCCUGCUCUGCCUGCUGCUCAUGCUCGGCACCCUGUGGCUGGGAUACACUCUUUACGAGUUCAAGAGGAGUCCGUUCCUGCAUUAUAAAAUCAGGGAGCUUUUGUCAGACUGUGCUCUGCCCAUCUCUGUGCUCAUAUUCUCCUUCAUUGGGUCAUAUGUUUUCAAUGACAUCGGCUUGCCGGUGUUUGACUUCCAUCGGGGGCCGUUGUUCCGUCUGGCUCCGUUGGAGAAGCUGUCUGGGGCGAGUGUUCUGAGUGCCAUGGGCCUGGGCUUUCUGCUAGCCCUGCUCAUCUUCAUCGACCAGAACAUCGUGGUGUCGCUUACCAACGCCCCCGAGAACAGGCUAGUUAAAGGCACAGCAUAUCACUGGGAUCUGACACUGUCGGGGAUUGUCAACAUCCUGAUGUCGGUGCUGGGGUUGCCAUGGAUGCACGCCGCGUUCCCUCACUCUACCCUUCAUGUCAGGCAGCUCGCCUUCGUGGAGGAACGAGUCGAAGGGGGACACCUCUACGAGACCAUAGUGAGCGUGAAGGAGACGCGCGUGACGUCGCUGGCUGCCAACAUCCUGAUUGGCGUGAGCGUGUUCCUGCUGCCGGUGCCGCUGCAGUGGAUCCCCAAGCCCGUCCUGUACGGCCUCUUCCUCUACAUCGCCCUCACCUCCAUCGACGGCAACCAGAUGUGCGACCGCAUGGCACUGCUGCUGAAGGAACAGACGUCCUACCCUCCCACCCAUUACAUCCGUAAGGUCCCGCAGAGGAAGAUCCAUUACUUCACUUUCCUGCAGAUGGUGCAGCUGCUGUUCCUCUGUGCGUUUGGGAUGUACCCCUUACCCUACAUGAAGAUGAUCUUCCCCCUGCUCAUGAUCAUACUGAUCCCUAUCAGGAAUUGCCUGCUCCCGCGCAUCAUCGAGGCUCGCUACCUGGAUAUCAUGGACGCGCAACACAUGUAGAGAGAGAGAGGGAGAGAGACUGAGCCGAGCCGCAAAGCCCUCUGGGGGAUGUAGUUCUGGAACACAAAACACUGGGAGGAAACAGUCUGAUUUUUAACAGGGAACUGCAGCUGCACAGGUGGAGCUCUGGAAUGAAGAGAUGCAGCAAGGAAGAAGGAAGAGGAGGAGAGGAGGAGGAGGAGGAGAAAAGAAAUGGAAUAAUGGACAGGAAAAAAUGAGAGAUGAAUAUAUAUCUACAGAAUGAUGAAUAAUUGAGAGAAAAACAUAUAUAUACAUAUAUAUUUAUGUUUUAUAUUUUGAAAUAGAAGAAGCUGAAGAGGGAGUGAGAGAGGGAGGGAGAGAGGAAGAGAGAGAGAGAGAGAGAGAGAGAGAGAGAGAGAGAGAGAGAGAGAGAGAGAGAGAGAGAGAGAGAGAGAGAGAGAGAGAGAGAGAGAGAGAGAGAGAGAGAGAGAGAUUGCUCCCGGGAUCAGGUGUGAGUUGAGUUAGAGAUACAGCAGCCUGUAGCAGUUCUAUCUGACCUCCAUUCCUCUCCACUGUUUUCCCCUUUGAGUUCCGUGCCAAAGAGUCACCUUCAACUCUCGUGUGUGUGUGGUCUGUGUGUGUGUGUGUGUAUGUAUGUGUGUGUCUGUGUGUAUGAGUCUCUGUGCUUAAUUAUACAGACCCACACACACACAAAAACACAUACACUCAUUCGUACUAGAAUGCACGAUGAAAAAAAAUUCUCUCUUGAAGUAGACCUAUACUUAUAAAACACACACACACACACACACACACACACACACACACAAACAUACACACACAUAGAUAGACACACACACACACACACACACACACACUUUCCCAUGCACAUACUGUCUCAAAAAAAAGUGACCAAUCCAAUCUCACAGACAUUCCUUUUCAUAAUGGUACACUAGUAUACAAAUUAAGGAGACAGCACAGACCAAAAUGUAGAAACAUACCCUUCUCUGAAAGCUGUGUAUCAGAGCAAUAUCCAUAGUGAAUUAUCUGAUCAGUAUUUUAGAUAUUUCUAAGAGAGACGUGUUUGUCAUACUGUUAAUAUAUAGAUCUCUAGUUUGGAUACAGGUGUUAUGUGUUAAAGUAUGUGUUCUGAGUGGAGUGACAUCAGACUCUGGAAAGGAAUCUGAAUCUGUUAAAAAAGUUUGGGCUCAGUUUUAUCGAGGCCUCACAGUCACACACACACACACACACACACACACACACACACACACACACACACACGCACACAUGCACGCACGCGCACACACAUACACACACUGACACACAGACACACAGACACACACACACACACACACACAGACACACAUACACACAAAGACACAAAGACAAAUAUAUAGUCACACAUCCAUCUGGUGAAAUAAAGCAUGGCUUCUCUGAAUCAUACUGAAGACUAAAGACAAAAAAAUGCCUUUUCUAAGUGAACCCAGGGUUGUUUUAUUUAUUUUGAACAAAGAAAAUAUUAAAGUUUAUUAAAGUUGAAUUAAAAAAAAAAGAUUAUUUGAGUGCACAGAGACACAGAGCAAUAUAGAGACAGAGAGAAACAGACAGAAAGAGAGAGAGAGAGAGAAAAAGAGAGAAAUGUAUGGUCCAGAACACCAGGUCGUCAGUGUCCUUAUGAGAGAGAGCAUGACUGAAACGGGUCCUACUCCGAUCCAGACGUGACCAGCUUUGCAGUCUGCUACUCUAUUUGGGUGUUCUUUGUGGCAAAUGCCCAACAACGGAAACGAUUCUGCAUUAUUUGCGCCCUUCGACCCCCUGUUGGCUCCAGUAUCCAGUAGCCUCACUUACCCAUGCCCAGAUUGCACAAAAGUUGUUUUUAAAUUAUUAUUAUUAUUUUAUUAUUAUUAUUAUUAUUAUUAUUAUUAUUCAGGGGAGGCAUGAACGCCUGGCCAAAUCAGACGUUUUUUUCACUUGCAGCACUGAGCCCGCCUGACAUAGCUGCUGGAGAUGAGAGUGAAUCACUGAGAGUUCAUUAGUUUCCAUCUUUAAAUAUUUAAUAUCAAAACUAAUUUCCAGGGAACUCUCCAACCAGCAAUAAUGUCACUGUGAGUUGUGAGUAGGCCAACAUUACUUUUGGGGUUUUUCAUUUCGUUUUGGAAAAAAAAAAAAAAAAACACACCGAAAGUACAUUUAGUACGCUGUUUUUUUUUCCCUUCAUAUUUUCAAAUCCUUAAGAGUUUAGCCUACUGUUAUGUGUCAGUUCAUGCACUGCCCAUAUGUCUACUGCUUCAGCUGGCAGCACUGCUGGGAAUUGCACCAAUCUCCCAACUGCUUUGGUGCAGCUGAGACAUACAUUAGCCAAGGCAUCUCAGUCAGUCGAAAGGGUAAUAUAGACUAUCCACUCAUGCUCGGUCAUGACGAUGCAUACGACACAUUGAGCUGCACACAUGAAGGCCGAGGCUGUUAGAACAGAGCAUCCUGAAACUGUAUGAACCAUCACGGCAUCACUCUACUCCAAUCAUAGGAAGCAUAUCAGUUCUGUAUAUACAGUAAUGAACGUGUGUCCAAGCAAGCAAUGCCAGUGCUCGAGCCAGUGUGGCAUUUUUUUUAUCAUGCAACGGAUUUUGCAUUCAGUCACUAUAGGAACUGAAGGGCCUGGAAAAUGAUAAAAAAAAAAAAGUUCAGCCCCCCAUGUUUGGAUUACACCUCAGACUAUUUGCAAAGUGUACAGCAUGAUUGUUCAAGUCUUGCCCCAUCAGCCAACAAAAAGUUUCAGUUCAAGUGUUUUUCUUUUUCUUUAAUGAAACAGAUUGAGGGUGGGGGGAUACCUAAAAAAAGAAAGGAAAAGUGAUAGAUAAAAGGAAAGACACAAUUAGCAUAAUCUAGCUAAAUGUAAGUGAGGUCUCAAGAGAGAGACAGAGGAAGAGGGUGGGGAUUAGAAGAUAUUAUGUACAGUUUUUUCAAAGUGAAGUUCCGUUUUAUCAAUCUAUCAUACCAGUUCAUACAUUAGUCAUCCCCAACUCUCUCUCUCCUCACUUUAUCUCCAUGGAGACAAGAGAACCUCUGCUCUGAAAUGGUGUUGUUUUUCUGUUCUUCCGUCUGUGGGUGAUCCAACAGCGCCCCCUCUCUGUCUUUUCCCAAAUGACAUUGGAUCCUCCUCAUGAUUACUAUCAGAGUAUUCCUCUGUUUGUGAACCUUAUAUCUGAAUUUCUGGUUUGUUUAAAGAGUUAUGUUUUGUGCUGUUCUGUUCCUUCUGUUUUUAGCCUUUUUUUCUAAUCAUGAAUGUACAAUGUGUAGAUUUUUAUAUAGCAUUUAACAAAAAUCAUUGUCAAAAUAAUACUUUUGUCAACAGAUAAGCUAAGAAUUUGUAAACUGCAUUGUGAACAAAUGAGAGAAAUGUCUAUCUGAGUGAUCGUGUGAGGAAUAUGAGGUUUAUGCUAUACACUGAAAAUAAAUCAUUUCAAGCUGGUUGCCAAAUAAA